Messenger RNA from Babesia sp. Xinjiang, 3381 nucleotides. RefSeq names its product Growth hormone-regulated TBC protein 1-A (gene grtp1a). Gene Ontology annotation, molecular function: protein binding. Gene Ontology annotation, cellular component: cytoplasm; Cul4-RING E3 ubiquitin ligase complex. Gene Ontology annotation, biological process: negative regulation of fatty acid biosynthetic process. The transcript is spliced from 9 exons. The coding region runs from base 1 to 3381 and encodes 1126 amino acids. NCBI's taxonomy places the organism in Eukaryota, Apicomplexa, Aconoidasida, Piroplasmida, Babesiidae. The record is from RefSeq and is a predicted model, not a curated record.
AUGGACGAACAACACCAAGGACCGGAAAAUCAUACUAUUAGAGAGCGUAUUCGUCUUGGUUUGUUUGGUCUUUCUAAAAGGAUGAUGCAACGGAACCUCGCUAGACUGCAACAGGAUGCUUCUAAUGAACCUGUAUCUGGAGAACAAGUUUAUGACUCAUAUGGUUUUUCGCUGUCUGACAAUGUAUUUGCGAAUGGCGUAACACAAUAUGAGAAUGAGUUUAAUGAGAAGCGAGAACGACGUUUGAAGCGAUGGGAUACCAUAAAAAUGGAAAAUGAGUGGAACACUAGCCAUCCAUUUUUUUUGAAGGUCCUUGUUAGAAAGGGCAUACCUGAUGAAUACAGAGCUAAAAUGUGGUUCAAAUUAUCUGGAGCCGAGCAGCUUGGAUCGGAAAUUCAGGGUCUCUAUCCUAGACUCGUCGAUCAGCCCCUAUCCCCGGAGAUCGCAAACCAGAUUGAAAUGGACAUAUAUCGCACCUUUCCAACGCACCGAAAUUACAAGCGACAUUCUGAAGGCACAACUCGAUUGCGCAAUGUAUUGACGGCUUUCGCUAACUUUGUCCCCUCGGCGGGCUACUGCCAAAGUUUUAACUUUUUGGCGGCCAUCUUGCUUGUGUUCAUGGAUGAAGAGCAGGCGUUUUUAACGCUAACACAAAUGACAGAUUCGCGUAUCGUCGGCAAGGGACUGAACGUGUUGGGUUAUUACAAGGACGGUAUGCUUGCGUUGAAGCGUGAUGUUUUAGUGUUGGAGAUGCUUAUGCAAAAACGUCUAAAAAAGUUGUAUAAUCAUCUGAAGGCGAACGGGGUAGAUUUCACAUGCGUCUGUGCCGAGUGGUUGCUUUGUCACUUUUGUAUUUCGUUACCGAUACCGACGGUACUUCGAGUGUGGGAUGUAUUAUUUCACGAAGGUGAAAAAGUACUGUUUCGUGUUUGUUUCGCGUUGUUCAAGGUCCAUGAGAAAAAGUUGCUACAACGGACCGUUGAGCAGGAUCUGUUACUAUAUAUAAAAUCUAUGGGUAAUGGGAUUGUGCAACACGACGAGUUCUUAAAAGAUAGGCGCCGCUCAUUUGGCGUCGGUUCUGGACGACGCGUUGUACGUGAGUCCCUUGACGAACCUAGUGUGCGACUGGCUACAUAUUUCGCUGGUAGGCUAAAACCAUACAGCAAAUUGCAAGUACAUACUGGCUGUGUUAAUAGAUUGAAGUGGCACAGUGAUGGACGUACGUUGGCCUCGGUUAGUGACGACCUCACUAUCGCAUUGACUAAUGUGCACGAUGCUGAGCCGGAUUCUGAAGAUGAGUUUUGUAUAACUCCUAGUAGGAGUACUAUUAUACCGACACAGCACGGUGGUAAUAUAUUUGGAGUUGCUUUUAUAGAUGGUGGAGGGCGUAUAGCUACCGGGGCAAGAGAUUCUAAGGUAUGUGUAUCCGAUGUUAUGGAAAAAAGGACUAUAAAGCUCUAUGAUUGUCAUACUGGAAGUGUUAAACACGUAAUUAAUGAUGAGGGCUCAGAUUUUAUAUUCUUUAGCGGUGCGUAUGAUGGUACGGUACGACAGUUUGAUGUUCGAGAGCCACAUGAAUGUCACGGUCCAUGUUCUAACGUUAUCGUCAGCGUGACGCAAUCUGCUGAUCAGAAGAUGCCUAGUGCUAGAAUGAGGCGGUGUUCAUGGGCGGAUGUAGCACAUGAACUGACCCCAGAAGAGGGAACAAGAUGGGUUGACCUGGCUUUUAGAGAAUCGCAAUGGGCAUGUCAAUCUUAUGAUGGGACUGAAGUUAAGGCAAUCGCCAUUAACCCUACACGACCUGAACUAUUGGCGGUUGCUGCUUCUGACAGUUUGAUAAGGAUAUUUGAUAGAAGGAAAGUGUCUACGGGAUACUGUUCCAAAGAAGGUGUAUCUGUUAACCACACAAUGCCGAUACUCGAAGAGGUGUAUAUGCCCAAGCAUUUCUGGGCAGAGGAAAACAGUGUAUUCGCAACGCAUCUUGUAUGGUCGCCAAAUGGAGAACGACUAGCUGUAACAUAUGAGAGUGAGCAUAUAUACCUUUUUGACCGUAACUUCAACAGCGUGGGAGCUUUGCGCACAGGUCAUGCUGGUCGAUGUGGGUAUGUUGCGUCAAGUCGUUCUAAAAACAUAACAUGGAAGAUGCGUGAUCUAGAGUCACAUUUUGUCAGGUGUAAGGAUAGCGAUUGUGCAAAACGGAACGUACCACACCUACUCUUUAUGCUACUACGUCGUAACCAUGUUGGUGAUGUCCUUUUAUGUGAAGCAAUAGCAAGCGAAGCUACCCGUGUCAUGCCAGAUGAUCCGAUAUUGCUUUUCCGCCGUCUACAGGCUUGUUUACGUCUUGAUAACUAUUACAUUGCACGAAAACUGUGCUUACGUGGAGCGCGAAUAUUCCCACAAUAUGGUCAUCAUUUCCAUAAAAUAAGGAAAUUAUGCCUACUAUUGGUUAAUAGGGUAUCACGUGAUAAGGUGACCCAGGAGAUCACCAACGUGUUGAAAUCGAUAUGCGAUUCUCAGGAGAUCACUUCUCCCGAGACUGAUUUGGAUUUGGAGCAGUCUUCGCAUGAAACUGCUACUGAAGGGGAGGAUAGUGAUUUUGACUUGCAUACGUCUGUGUCGGCACAAAUGAGAUACUCUAUCCAUGGUUGGCGUAGGUGGCCUAAACCUGAAACUUGUUUAAGGUUGGAGGAAUAUUUUCGAGAUACAACAGCUGAAUUGAAAUUUGAAGAGAGUUCAUCUGAUCAUGAUUCUGAAGAAGACAUGCCUAUCGUAGAAUAUGAAAACAGGGUAUCUAUGGGUAGAUAUAACCAUUUGGAAUUUUCAGUUCGAGGUUCGGUGGAUGACACGUCUGGUGAGAGGAGAGUGAAUUUACAUCACUACUACUGCUAUGACGCUGAUGAAACUGGUGUACACAGCUACAGACCUGCACUUCCAUACAAUGUAUACCCGCUGUUGUAUUCGCAGGAACAUGAGCUUUACAAGGAGAUAGAGAAUCCACACUGGCGUCCUAACGGGCGUUGUAUGAGGUUCUGGGGACAUUGUAACUUUGGUACUGAUAUUGCUGAGGUUAACUUUUGGGGAGACAAUGUGUUGGUGAGCGGUAGUGCGGAUGGAUCUCUGUACCUCUAUGAUGUGACGACAGGACGUGUGUUGGAUAUUCUUCGGGGUCAUAACGAAAAUGUGAAUUGUGUUCAAGUUAGCCCGCGAGGAAAUAUGUUAGCAACUAGCGGUAUAGAUGAUUACGUCCAGAUUUGGAUGCCUCAAGGUGGUUCUAACAUGAUGACUGACAAGGAGGCUGAAGAUAGAAUAAAUGCUGUGCAGACCUACUACAACCAAGGUCCUAAUAGUAUGCCAUUUUCAAUAUCGGAAUUAAGGUAA